Molecule: messenger RNA, 6563 nt
Organism: Urocitellus parryii (Arctic ground squirrel)
Lineage: Eukaryota; Metazoa; Chordata; Mammalia; Rodentia; Sciuridae
Gene: Jag2
Product: jagged canonical Notch ligand 2
Biological process (GO): multicellular organism development; Notch signaling pathway; cell communication
Cellular component (GO): membrane
Molecular function (GO): Notch binding; calcium ion binding
Source: RefSeq, a predicted model, not a curated record
GCGGGGUCGAGGCGGCGAUGCGGGGCCGGGGGCGCCUGCCACGGUGGCUGCUGCUGCUGCUGGCACUCUGGGUGCAGGUGGCGCGGCCCAUGGGCUAUUUCGAGCUGCAGCUGAGCGCGCUGCGGAACGUGAACGGGGAGCUGCUGAGCGGCGCCUGCUGUGACGGCGACGGCCGGACGACGCGCGCGGGGGGCUGCGGCCACGACGAGUGCGACACGUACGUGCGCGUGUGCCUGAAGGAGUACCAGGCCAAGGUGACGCCCACGGGGCCCUGCAGCUACGGCCACGGCGCCACGCCCGUACUGGGCGGCAACUCCUUCUACCUGCCGCCGGCGGGCGCUGCGGGGGACCGAGCGCGCGCGCGGGCCCGGGCUGGUGGUGACCCGGAGCCGGGGCUCGUCGUUAUCCCCUUCCAGUUCGCUUGGCCGCGCUCCUUCACCCUCAUCGUGGAGGCCUGGGACUGGGACAACGACACCACCCCCGAUGAGGAGCUGCUGAUCGAGCGGGUGUCCCACGCGGGCAUGAUCAACCCCGAAGACCGCUGGAAGAGCCUCCACUUCAGCGGCCAUGUGGCGCACCUGGAGCUGCAGAUCCGCGUGCGCUGCGAUGACAACUACUACAGUGCCACCUGCAACAAGUUCUGCCGGCCCCGCAACGACUUCUUUGGCCACUACACCUGCGACCAGUACGGCAACAAGGCCUGCAUGGACGGCUGGAUGGGCAAGGAGUGCAAGGAAGCCGUGUGCAAGCAAGGAUGUAACCUGCUCCACGGAGGAUGCGCAGUGCCUGGGGAGUGCAGGUGCAGCUAUGGCUGGCAGGGCAGAUUCUGUGACGAGUGUGUCCCCUACCCUGGCUGUGUGCACGGCAGCUGCGUGGAGCCCUGGCACUGUGACUGUGAGACCAACUGGGGUGGCCUGCUCUGUGAUAAAGACCUGAACUACUGUGGCAACCACCACCCCUGUGUCAACGGGGGCACCUGCAUCAACGCUGAGCCUGACCAGUACCACUGCGCCUGCCCUGAUGGCUAUUCCGGCAAGAACUGCGAGCGGGCUGAGCACGCUUGUGCCUCCAACCCCUGUGCCAAUGGGGGCUCUUGCCAUGAGGUGCCAUCUGGCUUCGAGUGCCACUGCCCAUCAGGCUGGAGUGGGCCCACCUGUGCGCUGGACGUUGACGAGUGCGCCUCGAACCCUUGUGCAGCAGGCGGCACCUGUGUGGACCAGGUGGACGGCUUCGAGUGCAUCUGCCCUGAGCAGUGGGUGGGGGCCACCUGCCAGCUGGACGCCAACGAGUGUGAAGGGAAGCCGUGCCUUAAUGCUUUUUCUUGCAAAAACCUGAUUGGCGGCUAUUACUGUGAUUGCAUCCCGGGCUGGAAGGGCAUCAACUGCCACAUCAAUGUCAAUGACUGUCGUGGGCAGUGUCAGCACGGUGGCACCUGCAAGGACCUGGUGGACGGGUACCAGUGCCUGUGCCCCCGCGGCUUUGGAGGCCGGCACUGCGAGCUGGAGCGUGACGAGUGUGCCAGCAGCCCCUGCCGUGGGGGUGGCAUCUGCGAGGACCUGGUGGAUGGCUUCCGCUGCCACUGUCCCAAGGGCUUGUCAGGGCUCUUCUGCGAGGUGGACGUGGACCUUUGCCAGCCAAGCCCCUGCCUGAAUGGUGCCCGCUGCUACAACCUGGAGGGCGACUACUACUGCGCCUGCCCUGAGGACUUUGGCGGCAAGAACUGCUCGGUGCCCAGGGCGCCCUGCCCUGGUGGAGGCUGCAGAGUAAUCGAUGGCUGCGGCUUGGAGGCAGGGUCCCGGGUGCCUGGCUCGAGGCCCUCCGGUGUGUGUGGCCCCCACGGGCACUGUGUCAGCCAGCCCGGGGGGAACUUCUCCUGUGUCUGCGACAGCGGCUUCACCGGCACCUACUGCCACGAGAACAUUGACGACUGCCUGGGUCAGCCCUGCCGCAAUGGGGGCACCUGCAUCGACGAGGUGGACGCCUUCCGCUGCUUCUGCCCCAGUGGCUGGGAGGGCGAGCUGUGCGACAUCAAUUCCAACGACUGCCUCCCCGACCCCUGCCACAGCCGCGGCCGCUGCCACGACCUGGUCAACGACUUCUACUGCGCCUGCGAUGGCGGCUGGAAGGGCAAGACCUGCCACUCGCGCGAGUUCCAGUGUGACGCCUACACCUGCAGCAAYGGCGGCACCUGCUAUGACAGCGGGGACACCUUCCGCUGCGCCUGUCCCCCGGGCUGGAAGGGCAGCACCUGCACCAUUGCUGAGAAUAGCAGCUGUCUGCCCAACCCGUGCCUGAACGGGGGCACCUGCGUGGGCAGCGGGGACUCCUUCUCCUGCAUCUGCCGGGAGGGCUGGGAAGGCCGCACCUGCACGCACACCUGGGGGGCUGGUGUGGACAGUGUCUGUCUGCCCAUGAGCCUGGGCACCCAGGUCUGGCUGGAGGUGUGCUGGGCAGGUGGCCACUGGACCAAUGGUCUCUCUUCCCUCAAUCCAGACACCAAUGACUGCAACCCUCUGCCCUGCUACAACGGUGGCCUCUGUGUGGACGGGGUCAACUGGUUCCGCUGCGAGUGUGCCCCUGGCUUCGCGGGCCCCGACUGCCGCAUCAACAUCGACGAGUGCCAGUCCUCACCCUGUGCCUACGGGGCCACGUGUGUGGAUGAGAUCGACGGGUAUCGCUGCAGCUGCCCACCUGGCCGAGCUGGCCCCCGAUGCCAGGAAGUGACAGGGUUUGGGAGGUCCUGCUGGUCCCGGGGCACGCCGUUCCCACACGGGAGCUCCUGGCUGGAAGACUGCAACAGCUGCCGCUGCACGGACGGGCACCGAGACUGCAGCAAGGUGUGGUGUGGGUGGAAGCCCUGUCUGCUGUCUGGCCAGCCUGCCGCCCUCAGUGCCCAGUGCCCGCCCGGGCAGCAGUGCCGAGAGAAGGCCCCAGGCCAGUGCCUGCAGCCGCCCUGCGAGGCCUGGGGGGAGUGUGGUGCAGGGGAGCACCUGCCACCCAGCACACCCUGCCUGCCRCGCUCUGGUCACCUGGACAACAACUGUGCACGCCUUACACUACGCUUCGAUGGUGACCAGGUGCCCCGGGGCACCACCGUGGACGCCAUCUGCUCUGGGAUCCGCUCUCUGCCUGCCACAAGGGCAGUGGCCCACGACCGCCUGCUUCUGCUGCUUUGUGACCGGGCCUCUUCAGGGGCCAGUGCAGUGGAGGUGGCCAUGUCCUUCAGCCCUGCGCGGGACCUGGCGGACAGCAGCCUGAUCCAGAGUGCAGCCCAUGCCCUUGUGGCUGCUAUCACACAGCGGGGCAAUAGUUCCCUGCUGCUGGCGGUCACCGAGGUCAAGGUGGAGACGGUCGUCAUGGGCAGCUCUUCCACAGGAGGAGCCAUUGGGCAGUCCAGGUGGGAAGUCUGCCCUGAGGAGUUGUGUGUGGUUCAUGCCAGGACUUGAGUGGACACCACGAGACCUGCAUACCCACCACCAGGACUGGAAGUGCUGAUGCUCAACGAGAAACUUCAGCUGUUUGGCAGGUUUGAAAAGACCAAGUGGACUGUCUAGAAAUGACCAUGCCCCACCCCCCCCACCUCAAGGAGCAGUUUGGCAACUACUCUCAGACCCUAAAGAAGAGAGAGCAGGUGAACUAGAAGAGCUGUCAGGAGAAAUCAUACAGAAUGCGGCCUAGAGGGACACAGAAUGGAAAGUGGACGUGCAGACAAAGGCAGGCUGUCCUGAGGCAGGUCACUGGUGGGGCACCCAUGAGAGAGUGUGGUGGGUAGGGCCAGGAUCCCUGAGCUGCCUGCUGGUGCACGUAGGCACACAGGCCUGCCACUCCCUCUGAGCCUGCCGUCCAGUGUCCUAAGCCCACCUCAGUUCUCCACAUCCCCUGCUCAGGCCUGGCCUGGUCGGCUGCUGAGGAAGGGUGCCCUGCCUAGGUGACCUGAUGCCGCCAGGGGUGGGAACAAGCUGUCCAUGUGCUCUUYCCAGCCUGGCCAUGGCCAACUCAUGCAGAUGGCCACAAUGAAGAGGCCCAGGCAUGGGGCCCGGCACAUUCCACACUGGUCCUGCACUCAAGUCCCUCCUGGGUGAUGGGCUCAUUUCCAUUUCCAGUGCUGGCCCCACUCUUGGUGAGGCUCUGAAGACUGGCCCUGGGGAGUAGAGCCCAGCUCUGCCACUCAGCCCCCAGAGUGUAACCACCCUGCCAGCUUGAAGCUCAGCGGCUUCUUCCCUCCUGGGGUCAGAAGUUCACCUCCAGAGAGGGCCUCCCUGCCAGCAAGUCCAUCAGAAGAAAACUUGCUCACCCAAGCUGGCUGCUCACUGCCCCCAAGGGUGCUGCUGGCCCCCAGGGUUCACCUGGCCAAGAAGAAGGCAGUGUGGGAAAUGUUGGUGCCCGAGGCCAACUGAGUUGGCUCCUGCCACUCCUACAGGUCCUGCAAGCCUGAGGUCAUCCCUGUGGCCCAGUUAGGGAGGACAAGACACUAGGAGCAGUUUGGGGCCCAGAGGCAGACAGCUAUGCCACCCAUCCCUGACCCCCCUCAGCAGGGUGCCUCUUCCAGUGGUGUCCCUCCCAUCUGGUUUCCCCUGGCUGGCAGGCCUGGAGGGCUGGGCAGGGGGUGUCUGUGGAAAGAUGGGGCAGCUCCACCAUCAAGGAGCAGGUGCCCAGCUGCCCUGACCUGGGACAGUGGGUUUAAGAGCAUCAGGCCAAGUCUGAACCUAGGCAUGGGACUUCUGAGAACUGACCAAGUGGCCAGGCUGUCCUGUGCCCUUGGACCUGCUCCAGCUGGGGUCUGGUGGCUGCGUGACCAGCACAGCAGGAGACUUCGUUUGUGCUGAGACGCAGACGCUGGGCAGGGGGGCAGGGAGGGUGGGCGAAUCCCUUAAGGGGAUGAAGAGCAGGACCCUGAAAAGAGGGGUCCCGGGUAGGCAGCACAGGUCGGGUAGCCUGGAGGGCGGCUAAGGCUCCUCGUGGUCAGGUGGGGGCUGGCUGCAUGGCUCCAGGGAUGGGGAAAGGUCUGAGUGCUGCUCAGGGAGCCACAGAGACCCAGUGGUGGGCACCUAGCUGGGGUCUGGGCAGCAGGUGCUCAGUCCUCAGCCAGAGGACACAGACCCGCCCCACAUGUCCCCACCACUGCAUGCAGGUGAGUGACCAGUGCUCAGUGGCCAACACUGCCAGUCCAACGCAGGGCAGGGCCUCACACACACACCUGGAAUGCCUGGCUCCCGGGCUGGGUCAGGUUGCCUUCCCCGUCCCCUGCGUCAGGGCAGGGCAGGGACUGGGACCGGAUGGAGAGGGCACCCCACUGCUGGCUGUGUGUGGGCAGCUCUGAGGCCCUGGAGCAGCACCUCUAGCACCCAUUGCCACUAGGGCCACAUGCCUGGCUCCUCCUGGCUGGCUGCUUCCUUGGCAUUUGGCCCUGGGGACCAGGCCAGCUGGUUCUGCCUGGCGACAGCUCUGACGGCCGUUGUCUCCGAAGAAACCGGCCCCAGGGUGCAGAGAGGAGGUUCCACACGGGGAAUCUGUCCCAGGGUGGCUAAGCCCAUUAACCCCUGCAGGCCAGGCCACAUGCAGCUGGCAUGGGCCCCGUGGUGGCCGUAGGCUCAAGUCCAGCUGCCCACGUCCCAGCUGGGCUCACCCCUUCCUCAUCAGACCCCCAGGCUGAGGUCCCCCAAGGAGCCCCGGUCAGCAUGACCAGGGGGGUUUCAGAUGGGGAGCAGUGGGGAUCACAGACCCUUACACCAACGGGACAGCCUGGGAGGAAGGUAUGCCCCCGACAUGCUGUGGCCCCUGGCCCCAGAUGCUUACUGCAGAGGUGGCCAGGGUGUGGCCUUGGGGGAGCACGCCAGAGGGGGCGAGAUCCUGAGGAGGGCAUGCGCCUGGAGUGCAGGUCAGGGGAGGCCUGGUUGUCCAGCAGUGGGCCUUAGGAGGCCACAGGCAAGCUCUCCUUCCUGUGGGGGUCCAGCUAGCCCAGGGCUGGAGGGUGUGGCCCUCAGGGAUCCCUUCUUCAUGCAGCUAUUCCACCUGGUACUGACCCUGGGGGGAGCUUCCGCAGAGAAGCCAGGUGGCGAGGCUGACACAAGAUGGCCGGGAGGCUGCCCGGGCCCCAAGCCCAUGGUCACCAGCUUCAUUAUUCCAAUGGCCCCAGGUCACUCCCUUUCCUAACUAGAGGUCUUUGGGUGGUCCAARGGCCUCCACCCAAGGCUGGCUCUGGAUGAGGUCAGGAGAUGGGCCUGAGCAGCCCCCACCGUGUCCACGCAGGGCAGAAGGCUUUGCAUUGGGUGUGGUGAGCUCAGAGCUCAGCUCUCUUGUUUUUUAAUUAGAAAUUGUUAUGGAUUUUUGGUUGACCUUUCGGUCUGCAAUCCAUUUUGAGUUGGUUUUGCAUAUGGUGAGUGCUGUGGACCACAGGUCUUUUUACUUCACACGGAUACUCACUUGUUAUGGGCUGUGUGCUAGAAGUCUCCUUUGUCCACUCUGUACCUUUACACACUUGUUAGAAGUCACAYGAUCUGCACGCCCAUAAUCCCAGCUGUUCUGGAGGCUGAGGCAGGAGGAUCGCCAGCUCAAAGCCAGCC